AUGCUCACGAACAACAACGGGGACGACGGCCCAUUGCGAAAUCAGUAUGUAGACGCCUUGUCGUCCUUGGAGUGGCAGCUGGGGAACUACUCUGCGUGGCUGAAUGGCACGGAUCCAGCAGGGCUCAACUUUACCAUGCCAAUCAAGCCACCCGCCGAGGAGCGCUUGGUCGACUUCUUCGUACCAUCUGGCAAGAUCUUAGACCCUUCGAGCAUGUCCUACUUUCCCAAUGUGACCGGCUUCAUUCGUGGGUCGUGUUCAAUGCACAACAUCACUUCUGCUGCUAUUCAGGAUUCUCCAACCAUCUCUUGGGAAACUUAUGCCCGGGAUCUGAUGACGGGCGCUAAUAUGACUGAGAUCACCAAGAGACUUGGAUCGUGGAACUGGACCGCAUCUGAGAAGGUGACGAUGAGCGUAGUUGAGAAGAUACCCGAGAGCAAGCUAGACGGCAAGGGCAAAGGGAGAAAGCCACAACCACCGUCUGAUAUCGCCAUGGUUCAUGGCAAAAUAGAAUUUGUAGAUUCCAACACUGCGGAGGAGAUGCGGUUUGACUUUGAAGGCAUACACUUCCUCCGAAACGGGUCUAUGUACGGUCUGGUAGAUCCUUCAGGUCACGCCUUAGAUAUUCGCACAAUCCCCUCCCUGGUUCCAGAAUCCAUCCGCAAUGAGACCGCGCACAUCAUCCAGCCCGAGCUUGAAUCCCGCGUCUCAAAGCUGAAGAAGCUGAUCGAUUCCGGCACCGUCGACGACACGACGUCGGACGACUCACCCAAGCCUGCGUGUCCUUUCUCUAUCUACGCGCAGCUGGAGCCGACGCACAUAUCGGAGGAUCAGAUGCGGGAGCUCGAGGAAGAGCUGCAGCAUCCGACGGGCGCGACGACGGUGCGGCGGCCCAGGUUCGUCAUGCACGGCGUACUGCUCAGUCAGCAAUGUGGGAUCAUGUACGAAGUGAAGAGCACGGAAGGCCUGCGCUCGAGAACGUUCUACCACAAGAUCACCACUUACGCUGGAUUUUCUGGCCUUGUUUAUCUUGCGCUUCUUCUCCUGUUGUCCAAGCAGAUGACCCAGAGCCAGACUCCCGCGGCACUCGCCAGGAUCUCGCGAUGGACGUUCUUUGGCCAAGCAUUGGCUGACUCGAUCUCGUUCGCAGGCCACAUCACGUUCGCCAUACUCGCUGAUGGGCGGCCGUCGCUAUCUCUCGUGGCUCCAGCGUUCCUCGCUUGCGCCUUGUUCGCGCACGAAGUGCAAUUUGCGCUGCUCAUACAUCAGGUCCAGGCUCCAGAGGAUGUCGCGCCUUCGCCUGCACCAGUUCCUCCUGCACCAACUUCAACGCCCACGAUCAGCGCGCCUCUCAACCCAUCUGAGUCCAUAGCUCCUAUCAAUACGGCCACUACGCCACCCGCACCGCCAGCGCUGCGGCGCCCGUCAUUCUUCCGCGCCGUCUGGGAUCAUCUGCGCGUCGAUUCUCAAGUGCGGACGUGGGUCGUGAUGUUCUUAUUACUCACCUUCGUAGUGCGCAUCAUCUUGGCGCCUUCACUGGCCUUGAUGUUCUUCGCAGCGCUCUACUCAUCGUUCUGGGUGCCUCAGAUCGUGCGUGCUGCACAGCGUGGCCGCACGUGUGCCCUCGAUCGGACAUAUCUCGUCGGCACGACUAUCGGGAGAUUGUUGGUUGCUAUGUAUUUUAUGUCGUGUCCGAAGAAUGUGCUCGAUGUCACUCCUCGACCAUGGAUGUACUUGCUUGCGAUCUUCAUGUUCGCACAGGUCCUCGUUUUGAUCCUGCAGGAUGCCCUUGGCCCGUCCUUCUUCCUCCCACAGCGCUAUUCGCGCGUCCAGACGUACGACUACCACCCGCCGCUGCCGGCUCCGGACUCAGAAGCGCCGGAGAACAGCCUCGGGGACUGUGCGAUCUGCAUGGACGCCAUACGGCUGGAGCGGCCGUCGCUCGACGGCAACGAGAAGGAACGGGGUCGUGGCGGGUUCUUCGGCGCUGUGGGCGUCGGCGUCAGCGUGGUGGGUGGAUCCGGGAACAGGAAGAAUUACAGUCUGGCGCCGUGCCAUCAUCUAUUCCAUACUGAGUGUCUUGAACGGUGGCUUGCCAUCAAGAACAUUUGUCCGCAGUGCCGGCGACCUUUACCCCCUCUUUAG
Molecule: messenger RNA, 2145 nt
Organism: Heterobasidion irregulare TC 32-1
Lineage: Eukaryota; Fungi; Basidiomycota; Agaricomycetes; Russulales; Bondarzewiaceae
Exons: 14
Coding region: 1-2145 (714 amino acids)
Source: RefSeq, a predicted model, not a curated record